AUGUCUAUCCUUGCGCAGUUUGGGCCUGAAGUUGAGGAAUCUGAUGAACAACCGGAGACCCUGCCGAGGAUCUCCCUAUAUCAGGAUUUUGAUGUCUACGUUGACUGUGGGUGGAAAAUUGAUACGGCUGAGAGACUAGAGGAUGCACAGGGGGCUAUCUGGGAGGCUUUGGAGCAGGCGCGUCAAAGGGCUGGGGAGGAGUUUCGGGGACAGGAGUUUGAACAACGCAGAGAGGUGUGGUUGGAGAAUUUGUACUAG
Molecule: messenger RNA, 258 nt
Organism: Monascus purpureus
Lineage: Eukaryota; Fungi; Ascomycota; Eurotiomycetes; Eurotiales; Aspergillaceae
Source: the annotation of a GenBank genome assembly